Musca domestica (house fly) is the source of this 2178-nucleotide messenger RNA. RefSeq names its product putative phosphatidate phosphatase. Bases 296 to 1363 code for a protein of 355 amino acids. Lineage: Eukaryota; Metazoa; Arthropoda; Insecta; Diptera; Muscidae. The record is from RefSeq and is a predicted model, not a curated record. Gene Ontology annotation, biological process: phospholipid metabolic process; phospholipid dephosphorylation; signal transduction. Gene Ontology annotation, molecular function: phosphatidate phosphatase activity. The transcript has a single exon.
AGCUGACGGUUUAGUCAUUACGAAAACCUAAACGAAGAAGGUCGGGUGUUGCGCCUACAUUGAAAUGGAAAAAUAACUGAAACAAAAAAAAAAACUUGAAAGAAAAACGAGAAAAAUAACGAAAACCUACUACGACUGCGCAAAAGCCUUUAACGAAAGAAAAAAAAUAUAAAAAACGGAAAUUGUGUUGAAAAAAAAAAACAAAAUUUGGGAAAAUUUAAAAACUAAUUUUCUCUCAAGUGAUUCAUAGUCAUAUUUCGGUUCGAAUUUCGGUUUCUAAGAAUCGCUCGCGACCAUGAAACGUCUGAAAAGCAUUGCCCGCAUUGCCUUCGACCUGGUGAUCUUUGUCGGCGUCUGCCUGUGCGAACUGGGAUUACGCAAAUGGCUAAAACCCCACAAACGUGGCUUCUUCUGCAACGAUGAGUCACUGCAGUAUCCCUAUCGUGAAAGCACCAUAACGGUGCCCAUGAUGGUGGGCAUUGUCUUGGCGGUGCCCUGCUCCGUGAUUAUGGUAAUAGAAUUAUUUAAGCAACUUUCUCCGCUGCCGGCGGCGAGCAGCUGUGAAAAACGCAAAUCACCACAAUCGAAUGCCAGCAAACAGAGCGGUUGUCGUGUGGCCGAACGUUUGAUGCACUGCUAUGCCCAAAUAGGUUAUUACCUUUUCGGGUUGGCUUUGACACUGGUGGCCACCCAUAUAACCAAGAAGACAGUGGGUCGUUUGAGGCCCCACUUUUUUGCCGUCUGCCAGCCACAAAUGCCGGAUGGUUCGACCUGCAAGGAUUCAUUUAAUUAUGGCCGUUACAUUGAGGACUAUCAAUGUUUGGGCCAAAAUCACACCGAAUCCACGCUGGGCCAGGUGGGCCAAUCAUUUCCCAGUGCCCAUUCGAGUGUUUUCUUCUAUUCCAUGUUGUAUUUGGCCUUUUAUCUGCAGGCUGCCCUCAGUACCAGAGCCUCGAAACUCAUGAAACACCUGCUGCAAUUCACCUUCAUCAUGUUUGCCUGGUAUGUGGCCUUGUCGCGUAUCUCCGACUAUUGGCAUCAUUGGUCUGAUGUUUUGGGUGGCCUGAUCUUCGGCUGUGUCAUUGCCUAUAUUAUAAGUCACUAUGUGGCCCACAUUUUUGUCAGAAGACCCAUGCGCUUGAAUUCGAAUGUGGCGCCCAAGCCGCCAGCCAAACCUUCGGCGUCACCGGCCAAUUCCUCGGGAAAGGCCAAUUCCUCACCGCCCGUCUUGCCAGCCUAUACAUUUGGUACACUGCCUUACUUGCCACAUCCCCAUGCCACAGCAGCAGCGGUGGCUGCCGCCGCGGCCCAACAACAGGCACAAUAUGCUCAAACUUAUCACAAUUAUGGUUAUGUGCCAUAAAGGAGUGAAAGUAGUCAAUCGUCUCAACGUCAUCAGCAUCAUCAUCGUCUCGAACCCCAAGAGGAAUAAUAAGCAUCAUCAUCCUCAUCAUCAUCAACCAGCCAGGCCGACUCAAGCUGCAUGUCCCGACUGCAUGCCUCAACGAUAACAAAGCUGCAGUUUCGCCAAAAUCUGGAUUUUCAUUUUUGGUUGAAAAAAUGAAAACACCCAACCAACCAACUCUCAUGCCGAACGCAAAGGAAAAUCAUUGGCGAACCAAUGAAAUUGCGCGUAAAAACAACAACAAAUUGUUUUUCUUCAUUUUCGUUAAUGAUAUUUUGCCUAGUUGUAAGCGUUUAUUUAGCUAUUUUUUUUUUCUUCUCUAAUUUUUUCAAUUUCAAUUUGGCCUGUAAAUUCUUGUCUUAACCAUAUUUGGUUAGCCACCAGCCGCUGUCCAAAAGAAAAACGAAGCAGACAAGCUAAGCUUGCCAAUGCAGAAGUGAGUUGAUCACGUUGUGUGCAAUGUGUUGCAAUGGGGUUGUGUGUUCGAUGCCAGCUGGGUAUUGGGUGUAGGGAAAAGUUAAUGCAGAGCUUAAAUAUGGGAGUUCUAGACACGAUACUGCAUUUGAGAAGAGUUUUGAGAAAGGCAUAGUAAUUCAGCAAGCGUUUUAUAGAGGAAAAGUCACUUCAUCGAAUUUUUUACUCAAAAAAGCAAAUUUAGUUUAAUUUUUAAUUUUUUUUUCUGGAUUGGAAAUAAUUUUCUUGUAGUGGAAAAACAGAAAAAUUUAGGGAAAAUAUUUGAAGGAUUUAAAAAGAAAAGGACAAUUUAGUUAAAA